CUUAAAAAGGCUCUGCCAGGUUUUCAGCAUUUUUAGUUUGAGUUCCACACAAGGCACAGUUUUUGCUUGGCCAUCAGGGAAGGCACAGGGAAGGCACAGGGAAGGUACAGGGAAGGCACAGGGAAGACACAGGAAAGGCACAGGGAAGACACAGGGAAGGCACAGGGAAGGCACAGGGAAGGCACAGGGAAGACACAGGGAAGACACAGGGAAGGUACACAGACAGAGAGAGAUAGGAAAAUAGGGAUAAAAGAGCUUAAAUUGGUAGAUUUCUUUGCCACAAGCACAGGGCCCUUAAAGAUCUGGUAGCUGUCUUGACUUCCAUGAUGUCAACAACAAGAGGACGCGCAGAACGGCAGGGUGGUAACACCAGUCUGAAUAUGAACCACUAUGCCACUAAGAAGACGGUGGCAGGGAGCAUGUUAGACGUGGCCCUGCUGAUGGCCAACGCUGCCCAGCUGAAGGCCGUCCUGGAGCAGGGGCCAGACUUCAGGUACUACGUCACUGUCCUGGUCCUCAUCGGGUCGUCGCUGCUCUUCCAGGUGCUGGCUGGGGUGCUGUUUGUCGCCAUGGCACGUAAGGACCUGAACAACGUGGCCAACCAGAGGAAGCUGGACAUCAUGAACAACGUGGCCACCGGCCUCGUCUUCAUCACCGCCAUCAUCAACAUCUUCAUCACCGCAUUUGGAGUGCAGAAGACUGGCCUGUACCCCAAAACCUAGGCUGAAGACUGGCCUGUACCCCAAAACCUAGACAGUAGACUGACCUGUACCCCACAACCUAGACAGAAGACUGACCUGUACCCCAAAACCUAGACAGUAGACUGGCCUGUACCCCAAAACCUAGACAGUAGACUGGCCUGUACCCCAAAACCUAGACAGUAGACUGGCCUGUACCCCAAAACCUAGACAGUAGACUGACCUGUACCCCUAAACCUAGACAGUAGACUGACCUGUACCCCAAAACCUAGACAGUAGACUGACCUGUACCCCAACACCUAGGCUGAAGACUGACCUGUACCCCAAAACCUAGACUGAAGACUGAUCUGUACCCCAAAACCUAGACAGUAGACUGACCUGUACCCCAAAACCUAGACAGUAGACUGAUCUGUACCCCAAAACCUAGACAGUAGACUGAUCUGUACCCCAAAACCUAGACAGUAGACUGACCUGUACCCCAAAACCUAGACAGAAGACUGGCCUGUACCCCAAAACCUAGACAGAAGACUGGCCUGUACCCCACAACCUAGACAGAAGACUGACCUGUACCCUAAAACCUAGACUGAAAACUGACCUGUACCCCACAACCUAGACAGUAGACUGACCUGUACCCUAAAAGCUAGAGUGAUAUACUUCAGCGAUAUAUCUUUCAAAACGCGGCACUACGGGUUUACUAUUGUAACUUUUUUUUAUCAGAAGAGAUUUGUAAAAGAAAUCAUUAAUCAUUUAAAUGUCAAAAACUAGAAUUGUCUUAUUCUAAUGUGUAUGGCUCAGAAAUCAAAUUAAAGACAAGUGUUUGGGCUACAGAUUAGUCUCUCUAGACAAACGGGUUGCCUCCCACAAUUUAACAAUGUUCAAGCAUGUCCUUGGUCUGGGAUUUCCAAGAAUGGCUACAGACCAUAGGGUCUUCAGAUAAUAUAAGGGGAAACAGUGACUACUAGUGGUCUUCAUUUUACUAAUAAAAUAAUGAUACUCACUGUGUCCAAAGUGUGUCUCUAAUGCAAUAAACCCCAUAAAACAAC
Molecule: messenger RNA, 1741 nt
Organism: Oncorhynchus mykiss (rainbow trout)
Lineage: Eukaryota; Metazoa; Chordata; Actinopteri; Salmoniformes; Salmonidae
Source: RefSeq, a predicted model, not a curated record